Molecule: messenger RNA, 1479 nt
Organism: Ramularia collo-cygni
Lineage: Eukaryota; Fungi; Ascomycota; Dothideomycetes; Mycosphaerellales; Mycosphaerellaceae
Exons: 3
Coding region: 1-1479 (492 amino acids)
Source: RefSeq, a predicted model, not a curated record
AUGCCAGACACUGAUGUGUACCCAACCCAGCAGCAAGAGAAGCUCAUUCGCUUAUCCAUAUGUGAUACGUACUCGCCAAAGGUAUGGGUCACUCAGACGCACUUCUUCCCAUUGAAGAAUCAAGAUGACUUCAUUCGCAUUCACGAGGUUCUCCGGGAAGGUCUGAAACGCACACUUGACGAGAUACCGGCACUGGCUGGCACGAUUCUCCGUGAAUCUGACGAUCCGCGAGACAUUUCCAUCAAGAUUGAAAAUGACUCGCAUAUUGAGUUCCCUCGUGAAGACCUUUCACAGCAAGAGAGCAUUCCAAGCUUCUCAACCCUCGAAGCUGAUGGAUUUCCUAUGAAAGCUGACCUUGUGUGGGCCUUUUCCAAACCAGAGACGCUCACUCCUACUUCCGAAGGUGCUCGUUUGCUCGCCGUGAAGCUCAAUCUAAUCAAGGGCGGCCUGGCACUUUCAUUCGGUUUCAAUCAUCUGCUUGCAGAUGCAUCUACUGUGGCAGAAGUGGAGAGAAUAUGGUCGCUUCACAGCGCAGAUAUCAGUGCUGGUCGAGAGCAGCAACGAUAUAAGGGUGAAGUCGAUGACUCUGCCAUACGAAGUCGCCUCUCGAAACCUUCAGAUGGCGUAGGUCCAUUCACAGACGAGCAUUGGAAGUUGUUCCCCACAGAAUUCUCGCAGCUCCACCUUUCGAGAACUGCCGUGACCAAAGAAGCCGCGUUGUCCACCUUGGAGCAGACCAAGGAAGCCCAUCUGGCAGCCUUGGGGGGUAAGGUCGAGAAGACUUUGUGGGCCAUCUGGGAGUUCUCCCCAGAGAGUCUCGUGCAGUUGAAGAAAGACGCUACUGGGACCGAUGCUGCGCAGUGGAUUUCGACAAUGGAUGCACUCGUCGGCCUCUUCUGGUCUCGAUUCUCUGCAAUCAAACAGAAGAGUAAGGAAGGACAUGAUCAAUCACUUCUCUUGUUUCCCAUCAACAUUCGGCAACGUUUGCAGCCCGCGAUCCCUGCGCAGUAUAUUGGCAACGCAGUCGACAUUGUCUUCGCGGAGACCUCUCUGGCUGAGCUAGAAAAGAGCGAGUCCGGGCUGCAGUACGCCGCCCGUGAAGUUCGGAAAGCCGUUGCAGGCUACAGUACCUCAGCCUGGGCUGCGUGGCUCACAAUGGCAGCAGGAUUGCCAAACGACAAAGCAAUCUGUCCGGAUCCUGUCAGAUUACUCGCAACGCACAAUCUUGGCUUCAACGACUACUCGAAGUCGCAAUCGAAUACUUUGGAUUGGGGUUCUGAUCUGGGAAGGGCCGCUCGCACAAGAUACUGCAAACCGGCAGCAUCAUUGGCUGGCUGCGCUCCAGCGGUUAUUGUCAAUCCGAGACUUUUUGACGGUGGGCUUGAAGUGGCAACUACCGUGACAGAGGAGCUGUGUGCUGCCUUACAGAAGGAUGCUGUGUUCGAAAAGUAUGGCAAACUUACUACAGCUUACCUGUAG